Molecule: messenger RNA, 1903 nt
Organism: Ilex paraguariensis (yerba mate)
Lineage: Eukaryota; Viridiplantae; Streptophyta; Magnoliopsida; Aquifoliales; Aquifoliaceae
Source: the annotation of a GenBank genome assembly
CCUUAAUCUUUAAAGUCCUUUUGCCGUGUAAGGUGAGGCUUUUUUGGGUAUUAGUUGUUGUGUUGGCUAGCAAACAAAAAAAAGUUUGCAAUUCGUACCUCUGUAAAGAAAAACUUAACCUUGCAUGGAGACUACAACAAAAUAGACUCCAUAGUCCGAACACUCAACAGAGAUGAAGAACGCAGAGUUAGUGGUCAUACCUUCUCCGGGAGUGGGCCACCUUAUAUCGACUGUGGAGAUCUCCAAACUCCUCCUUAAUCGAGAUCAUCGACUGUCCAUCACCGUCCUCAUCAUGAAACUUCCCAUUGACUCCGGCGUCGACGGCUACAUCAAUUCACUCUCUGCCACCGCCACGCCACGAUUACGCUUCGUGGACCUCCACCUCCCUCAAGGCGAUUCAGCUUCACAGCCACAGGACCCUUCCUCCAAGUCCAAGUCCCCUCUCAGCUUCUUCGCAAACUUCAUGGACAGGCACAAGGCUCCUGUGAGAAACGUAGUCGCUGAACUCACUCGCUCCGACUCAUCGUCUCGACUCGCCGGGUUCAUCAUCGACAUGUUCUGCACCGCCAUGAUCGAUGUGGCGAACGAGUUCGGGGUUCCAACCUACGCUUUUUUCACGUCGGGUGCCGCCUUUCUUGGCCUGAAGCUCCAUCUUCAAUCUCUCAGUGACGAUCACCACCAGGAUAUUACUGAGUUGAAGAACACGGAAACCGAGUUGAGAAUACCGAGUUUCACAAACCCAGUUCCGGUUAGGGUUUUGCCUUCUGUGGUGGCUGAUAAAGCAGGUGGGUCCACAAUGGUGAUUACUCACGCCAGAAGGCUGAGAGAAACAAAGGGCAUUAUGGUCAAUACAUUCAUGGAGCUGGAAUCGUAUGCGGUUGAGUACUUCUUGAACAGUGACAAGACCCCACCAAUCUUUCCGGUGGGGCCCAUUCUCAACCUCAGUGACGGUGGUGAUGAUAUUCGCACCAAGCAAUCAAGACCAAUCAUGGAGUGGUUGGACCACCAGCCUCCAUCAUCGGUUGUGUUCCUGUGCUUCGGCAGCAUGGGAUGCUUCGAAGAGGACCAGGUGAAGGAGAUAGCUCAAGCCCUCGAGAACAGUGGCCACCGGUUCUUGUGGUCGCUCCGGCGGCCUCCGUCGAAGGAGAAGAAUAAGAUGCAGCUUCCGAGCGACUAUGAAAAUCCAAGCGAAGUCUUGCCGGAAGGGUUCCUAGAACGUACGACCGAAGUGGGGAAAGUGAUCGGAUGGGCCCCACAAGUGGCGGUGCUAUCCCACCCGGCGACCGGAGGUUUCGUGUCUCACUGCGGGUGGAAUUCGACGCUGGAGAGCGUGUGGUGCGGCGUUCCCAUGGCGACUUGGCCACUGUACGCAGAGCAGCAGAUGAAUGCGUUCGAGAUGGUGACGGAGCUGGAAAUUGCGGUGGAGAUUAAGAUGGACUAUUUCAAGGGCUUCCAUGGUGAUGAGGAUAAGAAGCCAGAAAUCUUGAGCGCUGAUCUAAUAGAGGGUGGAAUAAGGCGAUUGAUGAUGGGUGGUGAGAGUGAAAUUAGGAAGAAGGUGAAGGAGAUGAGAGAGAAAAGUAGGGUGGCCAUGGCGGAGGGUGGGUCAUCGUACAAUACAAUAGGAAGAUUGAUUGAGGAGGUCAUGAACAGCAUUGCCUGAAGAAGACACAGAAACGUAUCAUAUGGACGAGAUAAGUGGAUUGAGUUGUUUCAUAUUACUUGUACUCAAACGGCACAGUUUCUGGCUUAAGAGCUUCUCAUCUUGCCCCUUUUCUUGUAUAAUUUCUUGCUGCUGUUGGGUUUUUGUUUCUGCCACUGCCAUUGUUCUCAUCUGUUACAGAUUGAUUCACAAUGAAAUUGGCGGCUUGUAGAUUAGAAUCAUAUAUUUUUGGGCAAAUUAUAA